AUGCCGUCCAAGGAAUUGAGCAGGCGUGCAUACAAAGGUCAAUUAACCUCUGUCCGGAAGAUUGUGGAAAAGUACCAGAGAGAUCCUGAGAAUUUGGAAGAUGGUCAAGCUGAGACUGAGUUAAUAGCACAGAGAGAUAUGGUCGGGAUUAUCGAGGGAAAAUUUAAGGCUGUGCAAUCCGAGAUUAUCGCUUCAGCAGCCCCUGAAGACAAAGAAAGGGAACAGGAAGAGUUUCUAACCUUCAUGGAUGAAUGUCUUCAGGUGGAACAGGAACUUAGUCAGUUAAUCGCCGCAAUUACCACUCAGAAGAGAGGUUAUAAUGCAGCUGGUGAAGCUUCAGGGCUGAAUACAUCAUCUGAGAAUCAAACUGUACAACAAAUGCUCUCACUGAUGCAACAACAGCUGCAAGAACAAAGAUUGCAACGAUUGAGUGAAGAAAGUAAGCUGAAGGAGCUCCUACAAAAUCAACGGAAGGAAGUUGAGACUUUACUGGAAGCUUCUCGAAAUAAUUUGACAGCAACGCUCGAGAACUCCGAUAUUCUUGAUGUCUCUGACCACAGUGCAAAGCUGGAACCAAUCAAAAUUCCCACUUUUUCCGGGGAUUAUUGCGAAUGGAUGACAUUCAAAAAUCUUUUUAUCUCAUCUGUAGAUAAAAAUAUAAGACUGUCAAAAUCCCAAAAGAUGCAAUACUUGAGAAAUUCUACAAGUGGAGAAGCACUUGGACUCUUCGGUAGUCUCCCAAUCACUGACGAGAAUUACACCAUCGCUUGGGGUCGUCUUGAGAAGAGAUACAACAACAAGAUGAUCAUCAUUUCUGCGUUCAUGGAUAAAUUCCUGAAUCAGCCCACCAUUACUAAGUCUGAUGUCACUGCUCUACGGAAGCUGCAAUCCACAACUUCUCAGGCUUUGGAAGCUGUGGAUGCAUUGGGAGUUUCAUCAAGAGAUCCAUGGCUGAUUCAUUUGGCGCUGAAACACUUGGAUCAUCAAACUCAGACGCAAUGGAGUGAAAAGUGCCCAGACUCCAUUCCUACCUGGACAGACUUUGACGAGUUUCUUGAGAAACGCUGCAGGAGCCUUGAGAGCUGCCCAAUCACACAAAAGAGGAAUAGACCUACUCCUAACACAUCUGCCACCCUAAGUUGUUCCGGGGCAUCUGGGGGAGUAAAGUCCAAUGUCUUGUUUGCAACCGCAAUUGUUAGAAUCCAAGGGCCAAACAAUUAUGUCGAAUCUUGCCGUGCUGUGCUAGAUCCAGCUUCCCAAAUCAAUAUCAUUACUACGUACAUGUGUCAGAGGCUAAGAUUAGUCCCCAAACGUACUAAUUUCAUGAUUGAUGGGGUAGGAUCCGUUAUGCAAACUGGCCACCAGGAGGUGCAGGUGAACCUGCAAUGUAAUUUUGAGUCUUCCCAAGAAGUUGAAGCAAUUCAUUGCAUUGUCAUGCCCAAAGUAGUUGGCGAGCAACCCAAUUUUGCUGUUGAUAUGAGCCAAAUUGCAAUUCCAUCUCAUGUUACUUUAGCUGAUCCAAUGUGGUUCAAGUCUCAAAAGAUCGACCUCUUAAUUGGCGGAGGCUUGGCGUGGUCGCUUAUGAAACCCGAUAGAAUCAAGCUAGGAGAGGGAUUGCCCUUACUGCAAGACAGCAUAUUUGGUUGGCUGGUCGUAGGCCCAUGUCCCCCUGCCUUCGGUCAUACUCACGCUUCAUGUCACCUCACGACACUCACCAGUAUUGAACGUACGAUUCGCAAGUUUUGGGAGAUCGAAGAGGUGCCAAAGGAAGUCACAACUCAUUCCGAGUAUCAGGAUGUUGAAGGUAAUUUUUCAGCCACAACCUAUCGACAUCCCAAUGGUAGAUAUGUCGUGCAGCUGCCAUUAAAUGAAAAUGUCCAGAACUUGACCAACAAUCGUCAGCUGGCACUCAGGCAGUUAAACUAUCUUACCAAGAGACUAGAAAAGAGUCCUAAGUUGAUGAUGGAGUACGAUGCAAUCUUCAAGGAGUACUUGUCCCUUGAUAUUAUCGAAAGAGUCCCUGCCCAGGAACUGGAGAAUCGGUCGUAUUAUUUCCCUCACCACUGUGUGAUCAGAGAGUCCUCUUCCACUACCAAGGUGCGAAUCGUUUUUAACGGUAGCUCAAAGUCUAAGUCUGGAUUGAGUCUCAACGAUUGCUUGUUGGCUUGUCCUACUGUCCAGCCUACACUUCUGUCUAUCCUGUGGAGAUUUAGAAUGCACGAAGUUGUGCUUACUUGCGACAUCGUAAAGAUGUACCUGCAGGUGCUCCUAAACCCUCUACAUAGAGACUUUCAGAGAUUUUUAUGGACGGACAGGGGAGAAAUUGUUGAUUACCGAUUCCGUACAGUUUGCUUUGGAGUAUCAGUAUCCCCAUAUUUAGCUACUAAAGUGCUGAUGCAGUUAGCGGAAGAAUAUGAAGAGAUUUACCCCAUUGCUGCUUCCAUUUUGAGAAAAAAUUUCUAUGUGGAUGAUUGUUUGUUUUCAGCCUCAACAGUUGAUGAAGUCAUCGAGGCCAAACAACAGCUCCAAUCCAUACUUGGUGAAGCAUCAAUGAAACUCUCCAAAUUUCGCUCCAAUAGGAUUGAACUUCUUGCAACAGAAGAUCUAUCGACAGAAGCCAAAGCUCCUCUUGUACUGGAUGAAGAAGCAAAAACAUUGGGCAUACUGUGGAAUCCGGUCAUUGAUGCAUUCCAAUUUCGUGUAUCAGGAAGUUUGCAAUCGGAUACUUGGACUAAGCGACAGUUAUUGUCUACUGUGGCGAGGAUCUUUGAUCCGUGUGGCUUAAUAGGCCCAAUCAUAACUUCUGCAAAGCUGUUGAUCCAAAUAGCUUGGACCAAGCCUAUUGGAUGGGAUGAUCCCAUUCCAGAUGAUCUUCUAACUGAGUGGAAAGCUUUCAUCGUGGAUUUGACAGAUAUUAGCCAAUUGCGCAUUCCGAGGUGGAUUUCUACGAUUUCGAAUCCUUCUCACAUGGAGUUGCAUGCCUAUUGCGAUGCAAGCAUGAUGGCCUACGGUGCUUCAAUAUAUCUUGUCUACGAGGACAAUCAGGGUAAUAGAUCUUCUGGACUGCUUGUGGCUAAAUCAAGACUCACUCCAAUCAAGGGAAAACAUGAUUGCACAAGGACUCUCACCAUACCUAAGGCUGAGCUUUGCGGCGCAGAAUUAGCCGCGCAGUUGAUGAGUACAGUAUCUGAGGCAUUAAAAAUUCCCAAUACAUUCUUCUGGACUGAUUCUAUGGUGGUUUUGCAUUGGAUAUAUGCUCCACAUGGAAGAAAGGACACGCUUGUGAGGAAUAAAGUUUCCAAGAUAUUGAGUUCAUCACACUCCCAUCAGUGGAGACAUGUCAAAACUUCGGAAAACCCAGCCGACAUGAUAUCUCGUGGAAGCAAGGUGAAGAGUUUGUUGGAUAACUCAAUGUGGUGGCAUGGGCCAAGUUGGCUUCUUCAGGGUCCGUCGAAAUGGCCACCCGAAUUCUCACCUACAAGUCAUCUUGACUUUCGUCCUACGAUGGUGACUUGUUCUGAAGUGUCUGCAAAAAGACCAUGGCUAAGCAUUUAUGAAGCCCUAAUGUUGCAUUGCAGCUCAUUUGUCAAAGCUACACGAGUACUGGCUUGGGUAUUGAGAGGAGUUCAACGUUUCAAAUCCAGACGUCAACGUGUAACUCGAAGCACGUCUUGUGCUAUUCCUGAUCAUCUGCAAGUUGCUGAACUGAGGACAAACGAGAUGUUGCUAGUCUCUUGGGAUCAGGCAUCUCAUUUCAAGGACGUGCUGGCAUUGUUGAAGUCAAAUCAACUGAACAAAAUCAUAUUACCCAUCCGAAAACUUUCUCCAUUCAUUGAUCAUGAUGGGAUUUUGCGUGUUGGUGGUCGCCUGAAAAAUUCAGAGCAGUCUUUUGAAACUUGCCACCCUGCGCUCAUCGGAAAUGGAAAACUUUCGGAGUGGAUUGCUCAAAGAGAGCAUCAGCGUCUCAUGCAUGCUGGGCCUCAGCUAACGCUGUCGUCCAUCAGAGCAAAAUUCUGGCCACUGAAAGGGCGCAAUUUGGUUCGCAGCAUCAUUCAUCGGUGUACUACGUGUAUACGAGCAAAGCCUCAAUGUGCCGAACAGUUAAUGGGAGACUUGCCGUCAUCCAGAACUACACUUUUGCGUCCCUUUCUUCACACCGGAAUGGACUUCACUGGUCAUAUUCUGAUCAGGAGAUCGCCCAGAGGAUCUGUUGCUGAAAAGGCCUAUGUAGUGGUAUUCAUUUGUAUGUCCACUAAAGCAGUUCAUUUGGAGCUGAUCACUUCGUUGUCUUCGGCGGCCUUCAUUGCAACAUUCAGAAGGUUCAUUGCUAGAAGAGGGCUUCCCGCGCAUAUUUAUAGCGAUAACGGGACUAACUUCGUGGGCGGUGAAAAGGAGCUUCGGAAUUUGCUUCGCAAUCACAAUGUGCAACAAGAUCUAGCCAACUUCUCCUCCACUUUGCAUGUGCAGUGGCACUUCAACCCACCAGGAGCCCCUCACCAAGGAGGUUUGUGGGAGGCAGCUGUGAAGUCCUUCAAGACUCACUUCACGCGUGUGGUUGGAAAUGUCCGCCUGACUUAUGAGGAAUUAAACACAAUCAUUGUGCAAAUAGAAGCUGUGCUUAAUAGCAGACCACUCAUUGCUCUCAUGGACGACCCCAAUGAUCCCCGAAGCCUCACUCCUGGAGACUUUCUUGUUGGAAAUGCCCCAACGCAGCUUCCUGUUGAUCCUGGAGAUGUGGUGAACAUCGAUCACUUGAACCGAUGGAGACUGUGUUCAAAACUUCAACAUGAUCUCACUACCAGAUGGAAAAAUGACUACCUUCACACACUACAACAACGCAAUAAAUGGAACAAGGAAACCCCUAACUUCACUGAAGGCGAUGUAGUGCUGUUGAAGACUGAGAACAUGUCAAGUUUGGAGUGGCCGUUGGGACUGGUGGUAGAUGUGUUUCCGGGGAGCGAUGGUAAAGUUCGUGUGGCACAAUUGAGGGUUCGCGGAAAGUUAAUCACACGACCUAUCACAAAGCUUAUCAAAUUGCCCGUUGAUGAAUCUUAA
Phlebotomus papatasi is the source of this 5055-nucleotide messenger RNA. RefSeq lists its product as uncharacterized. NCBI's taxonomy places the organism in Eukaryota, Metazoa, Arthropoda, Insecta, Diptera, Psychodidae. The coding region runs from base 1 to 5055 and encodes 1684 amino acids. Gene Ontology annotation, molecular function: nucleic acid binding. The record is from RefSeq and is a predicted model, not a curated record. The transcript has 2 exons. Gene Ontology annotation, biological process: DNA integration.